Messenger RNA from Solanum dulcamara, 777 nucleotides. Its product is annotated as protein TRANSPARENT TESTA 1-like. Gene Ontology annotation, molecular function: DNA-binding transcription factor activity. Bases 1 to 777 code for a protein of 258 amino acids. Lineage: Eukaryota; Viridiplantae; Streptophyta; Magnoliopsida; Solanales; Solanaceae. The record is from RefSeq and is a predicted model, not a curated record. The transcript is spliced from 2 exons. Gene Ontology annotation, cellular component: nucleus. Gene Ontology annotation, biological process: regulation of gene expression; anatomical structure development.
AUGGAACACUCAUAUUUUGCUUCAUCUUCUAGUACUGUAGAAAAUCAAAUUGAACCAUUUGAUUUUUUUGCAGAUAAAACCCAAAAUGCAUUUGAAUUUCUUAGUUUGUCUCAACCAUCUGAUCAGAAUAUUGAAAAAAUGUCUAAUUAUCAAGAAAACCCUAAUCGGGACAAAGAAGAUGAUGUGACUGUUACCUUACACAUUGGUCUUCCAAAUUCCAGCAAUAAUAAUAAUAUACCAAUUGAUCAUAACAAAGGUGAUGGAAAUAUUGUUGGAGCAGCCACUCAAUAUUGGAUACCAACUCCUUCACAAAUUCUUGUUGGCUUCACCCAUUUUUCAUGUCACAUUUGUCACAAAACUUUCAAUCGUUACAACAAUCUUCAGAUGCACUUGUGGGGCCAUGGUUCACAAUAUCGAAAAGGGCCAGAAUCACUUAAAGGAACACAACCAAGAGCGAUGUUAGGGAUUCCAUGCUAUUGUUGUGAGGAAGGGUGCAAGAACAACAUAAAUCACCCAAGGGCUAAGCCAUUGAAGGAUUUUCGAACAUUGCAAACACAUUACAAGAGAAAGCACGGGACAAAGCGUUUCGUGUGUAGGAAAUGUGGCAAGUGCUUGGCUGUGAAAGGAGACUGGAGAACACACGAAAAAAAUUGUGGGAAACGUUGGCUUUGUAUUUGUGGUUCCGAUUUUAAACAUAAGAGAUCUUUGAAGGAUCAUAUCGCGUCGUUUGGUGAAGGCCAUGGACCAUCUCCUCAUACUCAUACUAAUAGGAGUUGA